This is a messenger RNA of Caenorhabditis remanei, 1203 nucleotides long. RefSeq lists its product as uncharacterized. The coding region runs from base 1 to 1203 and encodes 400 amino acids. Gene Ontology annotation, biological process: vesicle-mediated transport; small GTPase-mediated signal transduction; intracellular protein transport. Gene Ontology annotation, molecular function: GDP-dissociation inhibitor activity. Gene Ontology annotation, cellular component: Rab-protein geranylgeranyltransferase complex; cytosol; nucleus. The transcript is spliced from 7 exons. The record is from RefSeq and is a predicted model, not a curated record. Lineage: Eukaryota; Metazoa; Nematoda; Chromadorea; Rhabditida; Rhabditidae.
AUGCGUCUCAGGCGCGCCAGAAUCCUCAUUUUUUGUACAAAAAGAGCGCCAGAGGUGCAAACUCUAUGCGAUUCGCAAGUAUCCCAUUACGCUGAAUUUAAAUUAAUCAAUCGUCAAUUGUGUCCGACGGAAACAAAAGAUUCAAAAAUCCAAUUGAAUCCAGUUCCAUGCAGUAAAGGAGAGAUAUUUCAGAGUAACGUUUUGUCAAUUCUCGAAAAACGAGCUCUCAUGAAAUUCAUCACAUUCUGCACUCAAUGGAGCACGAAACCAUCAGAAGAAGGACGUCAACUACUCGGCGAAAUGGCGGACCGCCCGUUUUCAGAGUUUUUGGCACAAAUGGGAGUUGGAGAGACGCUUCAAAGUUUUAUUAUUAAUACGAUUGGAAUUCUUCAGCCGAGGCCAACGGCAAUGAGUGGAAUGCUGGCCUCCUGCGAAUUCAUGGACUCUGUCGGUCACUUCGGUCCCUCCCCUUUCCUAUUUCCAUUAUAUGGAUGUGGUGAACUCUCUCAAUGUUUCUGUCGAUUAGCCGCUGUUUUCGGAAGUUUGUAUUGUUUGGGACGUCCAGUUCAAGCAAUGGUCAAAGAGGAUGAUAGAAUCACUGCAAUCAUUGCGAAUAACGAGAGAAUCAAUUGUCGCCACGUUAUCAUGUCGCCUCGUUUCGUUCCAGAAGAUGUUGAAAUUCAGAAGAAUGAGAAGAUUGAACGAGUCGUUUUUGCAACGGAUAAAUCGAUUAAAGUGGUCGAGAAAGAGCAAUUAACUCUCGUUAAUUUGGCAUCUUUAAGACCGGAAGCCGCCGUUUCGAGACUCGUUGAAGUCGGAUUCGAGGCGUGUACAGCGCCGAAAGGACAUUUCCUGGUCCACGCUACCGGAAGCAAUUGCAGUGACAAUGAGAAAAGUGUCGAAUCGAUUGCUGAAAGAAUAUUCGAUGAGAAUGAAGUCGUCCCGUAUUGGAAGAUGUCAUUCACUGCGAAUUCGAUGAAAUUCGAUACGAAGAGACUCGGUGCAAAUAUUGUCGUCGCGCCGCCCGUCGACUCGAAUAUUCAUUAUUCGAAUGUUAUUGAAGAGUGUCGUCAAAUCUUCUGUUCGACAUGGCCAGAUUUGGAUUUUCUGCCGAGAGCUAUGAAAUCGGAGGAGGAUGAAGAAAGUGAAGAGAAAUCGGAGGAAAAAGAGGAAAACGCUGAAGAAACGGCAGAAAAUCAGUAG